This is a messenger RNA of Mus pahari (shrew mouse), 405 nucleotides long. Its product is annotated as lymphocyte antigen 6I-like. The transcript has 3 exons. NCBI's taxonomy places the organism in Eukaryota, Metazoa, Chordata, Mammalia, Rodentia, Muridae. Gene Ontology annotation, molecular function: acetylcholine receptor binding; acetylcholine receptor inhibitor activity. The record is from RefSeq and is a predicted model, not a curated record. The coding region runs from base 1 to 405 and encodes 134 amino acids. Gene Ontology annotation, cellular component: plasma membrane. Gene Ontology annotation, biological process: acetylcholine receptor signaling pathway.
AUGGACACUUCUCACGCUGCAAAGUCCCGUGUGCUGAUUCUUCUUGUGGUCCUACUGUGUGCAGAAAGAGCUCAGGGACUGCGGUGCUACCAGUGCUUUCGGGUCCCACUUGAGACUUCCUGCCCAUCAAUUACCUAUCUCUACCCUGAUGUAGUCUGCGUUGCUAAGGAGGAAGAAUUUAUUGUGGACUCUCAUAGAAGGAAAGUAAAGAGCCUUCAGUGCAAUCCUUUCUGCCCUGCUGAUAUUGAAAAGGAGUUGGCCCUGGAUCCUAACACCAAGAUGAAUAUUUACUGUUGCAUGGAAGACCUCUGUAAUGCAGCCGUUCCCACUGGAGGCAGCUCCUGGACCAUGGCAGGGGUGCUUCUGUGCAGCAUGGGCUCAGUCCUCCUGCAGACCCUGAUGUGA